Sporothrix schenckii 1099-18 is the source of this 2508-nucleotide messenger RNA. RefSeq lists its product as uncharacterized. The transcript is spliced from 3 exons. Gene Ontology annotation, biological process: transcription elongation by RNA polymerase II. NCBI's taxonomy places the organism in Eukaryota, Fungi, Ascomycota, Sordariomycetes, Ophiostomatales, Ophiostomataceae. Gene Ontology annotation, cellular component: transcription elongation factor complex. The record is from RefSeq and is a predicted model, not a curated record. The coding region runs from base 1 to 2508 and encodes 835 amino acids.
AUGGCUCUCCAGGUUCCCCGUGCCGGCCUCCAGCUGGAGGAGGACUUCACGGGCAACUUUGAUCACCUGCCCACACAGUCCUUCAUUCUGGACCUGAGUGACGAUGUCGUCGACGGCAUGAUCGAGUCCGUCAACCAGGGCAACGAGAUCCGCCUGUCCCUGGGCAACAAGCCGACGUUCCUGUACGGCAACUCCAGUUACCACAUUGAGCCGACGUUUGAAGAUGAGACCGACGACAUAGAACUGUUCCUCGAGUCCGCCGACACACCGGCCAAAGCCGAGCGCCUCCCCCAGCUCGCCAUGUCCCUCUUCCGCAAACCAGAGCUUGGCAAUCCAUGGGCACACUACCGCAACAGCUCGUCCGAGGACGAGGACGACGACUACUAUGAGCUGGGCUCGUCGCCCGAGCCAGAAGACGGCGAACAAGAUUCGUACGAUGCCCUGAACUCGGACAUCGCACUGCUCCGCGACUCCUUAGCACAACGAGAGGCUGAGAAACACGAAAAAUCGACAAGAGUCAUUGAAGGAACCGCACCCGCGCCAAACGGCAAAUCGACUGCCAAACGUAGCGCCGGCUCCCUGCAGAAGGCACUCUCCGACAGACGGUCACCGUUCAACCGCUCCUCGCUAUCACCAUUACCUACCAGCCCAGCUCUCAGCGCUGCUGGCUCCCCGUCUCUUGUCCCCACCGACGCUGCAUCACAACAAGCUGCCGAGAGGACAAAACAAGCCCGGUCACCCAUUAUCCACGAGCUGGCUUUCAAGGAGCAGCCAUAUGACAUGUUGUGGCAGAAGUACCCAGGAUCAUCCGAGGCCGACUUCAAGAACGCCUUGGACAAGGUCGCCGAUCUGGACGAGGAGACGCAGAACUACAUUCUGCGCAAGAAGUACUGGAAGGAACUGGAUGUCUGGCGGCACGACUAUGCCAGCGAUGAGGAGCGGCAACAGGCCAUCGACAACGCAAUCCGCCAGUUCGACAAGAUGCGGCUAUCGACGACGGAACCCGAAUGGGAGCGGCUGCUUCCUCGCGAAGAAAGGGGCCAGGGCCGCAUCCUGAGCAAGGUGCAAGUCUCCAUCGCCAAGGGUCCGUCGGCACCCAAGAUCCGUGUGCAAAAAGCCGACGAUUCUGCCGGCGAAUCCGGGCACACCAACCACGAAUCCAGCGAGAGCGGCAACGGCAGUGGUAGCAACCGCACAGACGAAGAGGGUGUCGAUUCCGAGGUCACUCUCUCGCCAUCCCGUCACACGACUACAAUAGCUGCUGCUGCAGGCAAGAAGAAGACGUCAGCACGUGAGGCCCAGGAGAAGCGGCUGCUGUCGACCAACAAGAAGAAGAGCCCGCCCACGUCCGCCCCAGCACGCGCAACAUCGCCUUACGCGACGACGACGACAUCGGCCAAGGUAUCGCCCGCAAAGUCGGCCGCAGCGCGUGCCAAGGCCAACGAAAGUACGGGCAAGUUCAAAUCCAAGGAGUUUGUUUCUGAAUCGGAUACGUCGGACUCGGAGUCGGAAUCUGCGCCUCUCGCGUCGACGGUUCACCAAAACCACCACCACCAGUCGAAGCUUGGUGGUACGACAAGCAGCAGCAAACCUUUGGCACCUGCAUCGGCCAAGGCUGCGUCGACCAAGGCCGCCUCGUCUACACCACCCGUCUCUAGGGAACGGGCAUCCUCUGCAACGACUGCUCCUGUGCGUAAGACGAAGCCGUCGCCUGUCAAGGAGCCCGCAAAGACACUGCUUCCGCCGAAGCCACCAUUAAAGAAGCGUGCUCGCGACUACGACGACGACGAUAGCAGUAGCUCCUCGAGUUCUGGCACGCCUCUCAGCAAGCGAAUCAAGCCCCUCAAGUCGGCACCCAAGACUUCGUCUCUACGGGAUGCACGAGACGCGCGUGAUGCUCGUGAUGCUCGUGAUGCUCGUGAUGCUCGUGAUGCUCGUGACGGUCGGGAGGCACGGGCAAAACCUCGACUGUCGGCACAGCCAGCUGCGCGCAACUCAAAUGCUAGCCCCAAUGGAAGCAGCACUAGCAGUAGCAGUGGCGGCGGCGGCGGCGGUGGUGGUAGCAACGGUAACAACAGAGACGGCAGCAGCAACGCCACAUCGAGCAAGGCCAAGAACACGUCGCCGGUCAAGUCGUCUCCGUUGGCAUCGUCACCUCCUACGAAUGCCUCUGAGCUAGACCUCUCGUCCGAAGAUAGUGUACCACCUAUUGGUACCACCAACACCAUGCGGAAGCGCAAGAUGGCCGACGACAACCGCAACAAUAUCUUGACAACGGAGGCUUCACCGAACAGCGGCAAAGUCAAGAAGCGGCGGAACCUGCCUGAAGACCUGGUCGAUAAGGCUCUGCGGUUCAAGGUGUACUACGAAAAGUAUGAGGCACUGUACCGUGACAUUUCCGAUCGCCGGAACCCACCCAAGGACAGUGUUGCCGAGCUUCUCAAGAUGCACGCGCGCUUGCAAGAAAUGAAGAACGACAUACACAACGAGGCAAUGAUACGCGCUUGA